AUGUCUUUGGGAGAACAUUUCUGCAACAAUUGCUUCGAUAAUUAUUACCGAACUGGGAAAAAUGGGAAUCUCCAAUACAGCAGUUGGUGUCAUGAAUGGGGAAAUAUUGCUCGUGUUAGCAAAGCCACUCUUAAGGGUUUUGUUGCUAAUGAGUUAUUGCCAUAUUGGAUUCAAUGUAACACUACUGAUUGCAAUAAGUGGAGACUUGUGUCUCAGAGUGGAGUGUUAGAUCCCCAAGAAAUUCGAUUUUUUUCAUGUUCCAGUAAGUUAAGUAAUGUGUCCGACUGUAGUGUUGCUGAAGAUAGUCAAGUUUCUCGUGUAAUGGAAGAAUAUUGGAUGAGUCAGGUGAUUGAGAACCCAUUAUUAAAAAAUUCCCCUGCAGCUCCUUAUUUGCGACGUUUUCUCCCAGAAGAUAUUGGUCUUUGUCCUUUAAGUACAGAUAUUUCUCCUCUAGAUAAAGUUGAAAAUAUUGAUCCAUUCUAUGUGGGACAAUGUGGUGAAUCACUUAUUUGGGUGAAACCAGAUGCAGCUGAUGAGGUAGAACAAUCUUUUUACAAAACACUUGGUAUUUCUCAACCAACUUACUUAGGGCUGCGAAAUUUAAUUGUAACUCUUUGGAAUUUAGCGCCUACUGUAUGGUUGACAAUUGAAAAAGUCUCUCCUUACAUUAUAUGUCGAGGUUUAGUGAGAAUUUAUCUUCAUUUUGCAGCUCAAAAGAUUCUGGACUUUUUAACAAUGAGAGCUGUUAUUAAUUAUGGUAUUAUCAAAUGUCCCCCUGCUAAUACCAUUUUCGCUGAUUCUAAAGCUGAUAUUAUUGUGAUUGGAGCUGGCAUUUCGGGUUUGGCUGCAGCAAAACAUCUUUCCAAUUUGGGCCUAAAUGUUGUGGUACUAGAAGCUAGAUCCUGUUUAGGUGGACGUGCUUUUGAUGAUGUCACUGGAUCAAGCCCCUUGUUUGUAGAGGGAUUGAUCAACAAUCCUUUUUCUAUUAUGGCUCUGCAAUCAAAUCAAAAGUAUUGUGCUCUAGAUAAAAGUUUCGUUUUAUUUGGUACUGAUGGUAAAGAAAUACCUUCAAAAGAUGUCGCAAAAGUUAAUUAUGAAUUGAAUGGUUUGGUUUUUGGUGCCAUAGAAUGGGCUUCAAUGUGUAAUAAGGAUGCUAAUUGGUUUGACACUAUUGUAAAAAGCUAUAACGAUAUGAAAAAAGUAGCGCCUCAUUACACAGAAUUUGAUGUUUUUAAUUUUUGCUUGAAUCAGUAUGAAAUAGAUCUCAAAUGUGAUAUGAAGAAUUUAUCGUUACAGAGCUGGGAGUUUACUACUAGCUUGAUGGGUGAUACUGGUGUCUUUCAUGAUGGUCUAAUGCCAAUUUUGAAUAAAUUGUCUGAAAAUUUAAAGAUAUUUUAUAAUACUAGAGUUGUGGCUGUUGAUUUUUCUAACGAUGUUAGUGAAAUCAUCUGCACAAAAGAAAAAUUUCAUGCUAAUAAAAUUCUGAUUACUGUUCCUGUAUCCAGUCUAAGGUGUAAUGAUGUAAAAUUUAAGCCCCCUUUACCGCAUUUCAAAAUGAAAGCUCUCAACGACAUUGGUGAUUAUUAUUGCGAACAGCUGGUGUUAAAAUUUGCUGAAAAAUUUUGGAUCAAAAAACUAAAAAAGCAGUCUUUAAGAUUUGGAAUAAUUUCUGCUGAUCAGAAGUUUUAUUUGUUUACAGAUGUUACUCAGAAGAAGAAAAAUUCUAUUCCUACUCUUAUUACAUUUAUACCAAUCCAGCAUCUGAAUGAAAGUGAUAACAGAGAUAAUAUUAUUCAACAGUGUUUGACUCUUCUAAGAGACAUAUUUUCAAAGGUACCAGAUCCUAUUCAGUGCUGCUUAACUAAUUGGAAAGAAAAGUCAUGUGGUGCUUCGUAUGGAUCUUUUAUCAAAGUAGGAAGCUCACAAACUGUUUUUGAUGAGUUGACCAAACCAGUUGACAGUAAACUUUUCUUUGCUGGUGAAGGUACAUUUAAAAAUUGUCGUAGUACCCUUACAGGAGCUUAUUUAAGUGGUUUACAAGGAGCAGCAAACAUUGCAUUUGGUUUAUGA
Molecule: messenger RNA, 2070 nt
Organism: Uloborus diversus
Lineage: Eukaryota; Metazoa; Arthropoda; Arachnida; Araneae; Uloboridae
Product: lysine-specific histone demethylase 1B-like
Exons: 1
Coding region: 1-2070 (689 amino acids)
Molecular function (GO): protein binding; zinc ion binding; oxidoreductase activity
Source: RefSeq, a predicted model, not a curated record